Messenger RNA from Sphaeramia orbicularis (orbiculate cardinalfish), 844 nucleotides. RefSeq names its product cytochrome c oxidase assembly factor COX16 (gene cox16). Gene Ontology annotation, biological process: mitochondrial respiratory chain complex IV assembly. The coding region runs from base 95 to 415 and encodes 106 amino acids. The transcript is spliced from 4 exons. Lineage: Eukaryota; Metazoa; Chordata; Actinopteri; Kurtiformes; Apogonidae. The record is from RefSeq and is a predicted model, not a curated record. Gene Ontology annotation, cellular component: mitochondrial inner membrane.
UUUAGUGCGUCGGACUCAUUCAGGAAACGCGUCCCAGCUGUGACCUGCUCACUUCACAACCUGUUAAAUGGAUAAAUAGCAGAAAAGAAGAGUCAUGUUUAACCUGAGGACGUUGCAGAAAAACAAAACUGUCAAAUAUGGAGUCCCGAUGCUUUUGCUGGUUGUUGGAGGUUCCUUUGGCCUAAGAGAGUUUACGCAAAUUCGCUACGAUGCCCAGAGGAUAAAAAAAAAGCUGGAUCCUGCACUGGAGGCCAAAGUGAACAUCCAGAGGCAGCCAAACAUACUGGAGGAAGAGUAUGAGAAGUUGAAAGAGGUGAAUUUGGAUGAGUGGAAGAACAUUCGUGGUCCUCGGCCCUGGGAGAACUCCAGGGACUACCAGGAUCAGCAGCGCAGCAGGAAGAACAAACAGGACUGAGGCCUAAGGACACCAGACUGCACACACUGCAGCAAGACAGACUGAAACAGAAAAGACUGGACUGAGUCUGUUACAAAGCUGCCACCGAGACCCAAUUAUGCCAGGUCCCGGAACUUGAAGGCUCAACUUGUUUGGCUUUGGCUUGUGUUGGACUCUGUGUGUUUGGGGUGUUUCUUAGUUCUCACACAUUAAUUUCCACUUGUGGUCAAAAAUGUACAAUAGAAAUGUAAAAAAGUUCUCACCUAUUUUAUCAACAGAAGCAUGAAAAACUCAAACGCUUUGAAGUUUUCUGCAGCAGUUUGUAAAUUAACCAGCAGGUGGCGUAUCUAGGCACUGUUGCAUCAUCCCUUCACACAAAAGGGAUGAAAGGAAAUGUGUAUCAUUAUAUGAUAUCCAUGUUUUAAUAAAUGAUGUGCUUUUGAGCUGUUA